This is a messenger RNA of Dermacentor silvarum, 1348 nucleotides long. RefSeq lists its product as uncharacterized. Lineage: Eukaryota; Metazoa; Arthropoda; Arachnida; Ixodida; Ixodidae. The coding region runs from base 1 to 1323 and encodes 440 amino acids. The record is from RefSeq and is a predicted model, not a curated record. The transcript is spliced from 4 exons.
AUGCGGGACCCGAUGUACUUCGAGAACUACGGCAAUCCUCUGGACUUCGAGGUGACCAACAAGGGCGAAAAGGUGCUAGUGCCGAACUACCUGGUCAACUUGCUCGGCGGCAUCGUUGUGCUGGCCACGUGUGCCAUCGUCGCCAGCGUAGGUGUCGCCUCGUUUGGCGGCGUCAGGGGCCGCCGCGCGGGGAUUUCCGAGGCGCCCACCGCCGCGUUUUUGCCGGACGCCGACGAGCCGCUUGACCCUUGGACGGCCGACGAGUGGCGAAGGCUCAUCCCCAGCCCUAGGCCCAUCCUGUGCUUCCUCAACCGGGAGGGAUUCCUCAGGCCACCUCCGGACACGCUGAUCCUGCGCAACUUCCCCGGCUUCUACUGCAACGAGAUCGUGUACAACGGCCUGACCUUCGAAAACGGCACGCUUCGCCUGCUGGCCGACGCCACGGACGACGCCAUACUUCGCCAGAUUAUCCGCGUCCGCGACGCCCUCUAUCCUCACUGGAAGGUCGUCGCCAACGUGUUCGUUGAAGGCUACGCGGCGAAGAAAAUGCCAGGCGACGGCACCGAGUUGCUCGACUCGCUGUUCGCUUGGCUUGAGCAGCGCGGCAUCGACGGCCUCAACUUCGAGUUCGACGACGAUGCCUUCCUGGGGGACCUCGACGCCGCCGGCGAAGUCGUGGCCUUCUUCGCCUGGGCAAAGGCAGACCGCCGCUGGGCCAACCUCACCCUGUCCGCCAUGAUGCCGUACGGGGUGACGGUGCUCUUGCACGAGGAGCUGUUGCUCACCCUGGACCGGAUCCUCUUGAAGACCCACGGCCUCUUGGACGAGUCCUCGGGCACGACGCAGCUGGUCGCUCCGCUGGACUACGCCGGCUUGACGCACCGUCGCUCCAACCACCACACGGUCAUGGGUAUCUUGGAAGAACUGGAGGACACCCUCGGGAAGAAGACGUGCUUCACAAUCUCCCUCUCAGGAACGGCCUUCACGCUAAGGUCACCGUCGCAGCGUGACGUAGGCGAUCCCGUGAUUCCAGGACGGCCCGGGAAGGCCUCUUUCUCCGACGUGUGCGCCAAUGCACCCGGUCGUUUCAAGAGGAUCGAAGACGACGCCGCGUACACGGCCGAGAACUACUCGUGGGUCGCGCACGAAGACCAGUUCACGGUCUUCGAGAAGACAGCCAAGGUGCUCAGGCACUGGCAUCUGCUCUGCGUGGCAGCGGUCGACGUCGACCUCGACGACGUCCGGGGUCAGUGUGGGCGCACGUACCCGCUGCUCCGACGCAUCUACGAGACGUCGUACAUGCUGAACUAUUCGCCAGAGUAAUGCCCUGCCUCCCCUGUGCGAGGUU